CGAUGUCAAAAUACGUCAAAUCUAAGGCAAGAAAAGCCGGAGUAUCGUAGCGUUUUCAAUUAAACAAAUUGCAUUUAAACUAAAAAUGACGUCUCUUGCAUCUGUUAUUCCCAAACUUUAUCAAGAAUACACAACAAAAACUUCGAAAAAACUAAAAAUCGUUGAUGCGUAUUUAUUAUAUAUAUUUUUAACGGCAGUUAUACAGUUCGCUUAUUGCUGUCUUGUCGGCACAUUCCCAUUUAAUUCAUUUCUUAGUGGAUUUAUAUCUACAGUCAGCUGCUUCGUACUUGCAGUUUGCUUAAGGUUGCAAGUAAACCCAGAGAAUAAGAGUGAAUUCCUAGGAUUGAGCGCUGAACGAGGAUUUGCGGAUUUCAUAUUUGCACAUCUUGUGUUGCAUAUAGUGGUCAUAAACUUUAUUGGAUAAAAAAACAUAUUUAAUUGCAAUUACUUAUAUUACUUUUCAAAUACAUAUGUAAACCAGUCAAA
This is a messenger RNA of Nymphalis io (European peacock), 486 nucleotides long. It is a transcript of the gene Dad1, whose product is annotated as dolichyl-diphosphooligosaccharide--protein glycosyltransferase subunit DAD1. Lineage: Eukaryota; Metazoa; Arthropoda; Insecta; Lepidoptera; Nymphalidae. Gene Ontology annotation, cellular component: membrane; oligosaccharyltransferase complex. Gene Ontology annotation, biological process: protein N-linked glycosylation. The record is from RefSeq and is a predicted model, not a curated record. The coding region runs from base 86 to 424 and encodes 112 amino acids. The transcript is spliced from 2 exons.